Molecule: messenger RNA, 1859 nt
Organism: Daphnia carinata
Lineage: Eukaryota; Metazoa; Arthropoda; Branchiopoda; Diplostraca; Daphniidae
Exons: 9
Coding region: 140-1540 (466 amino acids)
Molecular function (GO): nucleic acid binding
Source: RefSeq, a predicted model, not a curated record
GCGGUGCAAAUCGUGACCGAUCGUCGCGGGGCCGAGCCCUAGCCCCGAGACAUUCGAAUUCCCUUCAUCAGCUUCCAAGUUGCUGUUCAGUAUGACGAUUCAGCCCUGCAACAACUGAGUAUUCUAUACGUUCGUCGCCAUGGAAGAAGAUUGGAAUAUCGACAAGCACAGAAACAAAUUUGAACUUGAUGAGCAAUGGGAGCUGAAAAGAAAAUUCAUGGAAACACACAAGCAUCGGUUUUCAAAAGAACGUGUGAUAUGUCUUGCCCAGGUUCUUGUCAACAUGGAAUUUUUGGGAGCAAAAUACCCCAUUGAAAUUACAAAUACUGUUAUGGAACUAUCAAAAAAUAUUGUAGAAGGCUUUAGAAAAAACCAAAAAGCAAGACUUCAAAGGACAUUUGUAGAAGCCUCUGAGGCAGCUAGUUUGAAAGUUAAAGAAACCCUCGCCAACCCAAAGCUUUUUUCAGAAAAUGUUGAAAAUGAUGAAUGUGUGAUAACUGGGAAUAGUUCACCAAUUUACACAGAACGAGAAGUGUUUGUUCAAUCAGCUUCCAAGAAACUGGCAUGGGACAAAGAUAAGGACACAGGACCCAGAAUACCAAAUUUUGUAUUAAUUAUGACAAACAUUCAAAGGCAAAAUAUCACAGAACAUGCCAACAACAGAACUAACUCGGCACCAAGUUAUCGGGAAAUAAUUGAAACGUCGGCUCGUUUAUCCUCAGUUGAGCUUAAACUCAGCAAUAUUUUUUUUACGAAUCAAGGAAAGUGGCAAACAGUGCUUCAUCUAGGUGGCAGAGAGAUCGUAUCUUCGCUACACGAAAACAAAAAGAUGUCAGAGAGAGGCGUCUGCGAACUGGCGUUUCCUAUUUUGGAAAGAAAACACUAUCAGCUGGUCAUUAUCGAUCAAAUCUGCAUUUCUAUCGACCACUUCAUAAAAUUGGAGGAAGACAUCAGGCAAGCCCGUGCUGAAAACUCAGUGAGAACUACCAUAACGAAGGACGUCAUGCAAAGAAAACAUAACUGGACAUCCGAUUUAUCCACUAAUAGCGCCUUCGUGGUCUUGUCGAAAGAAGAAAGUAUUGUACCGCAACCACUUAACUCUGCCGUUGCCAUGAAAAUGAUGAAGAAGAUGGGGUGGGCUGAGGGAACCGGACUUGGGGCACGGAAACAAGGGAUUUUGGAACCUAUAAAAGGUGAUGUGAUUGUCGAUAGAAAAGGCGUUGGGUAUCAUGGCUCUGGAGGCAAAGAUUCAUUCGACAAGAUAAUUCGUCGUUAUCUAAGCAAUUAUGUGAACAGUUCUUCUUUGCACACCAUAAUUUUUUCCAGCGAGUUUUCUACUAACCAAAGAAAAACAAUUCAUUUAAUUGCCCGUAAAAUGGGAUUGUAUUCGUUAAGUACUGGAAAAGAACCUAAUCGCCAACUGACCGUCCGCCGAUCAGUUAGAAAACGGCCUCUCGUCGAACUACUCAAUGAGUUGAUAGAUUCUCAAGGAGAAGAUCCUCUUUUGGAAAAAAUGAAUACCAUCCCUCCAACGGAAUAGGUGCGGCAACAACUCAUCGGUGUGGCUCUCGAUGGAAGGAUUUGUAUUUUAUUUUACAAGGAUUUUGUGUAAAUUUGCUUUUUCAAACUUGCAGUCGUUAUGCCCCACAAGUGUGGCCAUUUUCAUUUGGCAAAUUUUUUAAAGAUUUGGUUGGUCUCACCGUAGCACAAUACAGAAUGGAUAGUAGAAAGCAUAUGACAUAAUGGCCUAUCACUCAUAUACGUUAAGCCAUAUUUGCCUGAAAUGACUAGCACGCGUCGCAAAGUUACCAAUUGUACCUUUCUUUCUAGCCCUAGCAAAUACAAGCGAUUUUUCAAAA